This is a messenger RNA of Trichoderma virens Gv29-8, 1893 nucleotides long. RefSeq lists its product as uncharacterized. The coding region runs from base 1 to 1893 and encodes 630 amino acids. Lineage: Eukaryota; Fungi; Ascomycota; Sordariomycetes; Hypocreales; Hypocreaceae. The transcript is spliced from 2 exons. The record is from RefSeq and is a predicted model, not a curated record.
AUGGCUCCCAUAUCAGCAAUGGCGCCUGCUGGCACUCAAUCUAUAACCUUUCCAGACACUGCCAAAUCUUUGAAACGUGGCAUGAGUCUAAGGAGAGCUUCUACCCAGCGUCGGUCACGGCAGGAGCAGCUUCCCCCUCAGUUCUUGCAGCCUAUGCAGGGGCAGCGGGACGAAGAUGAAGAUGAGGAUACGAUAACCUCUUGCCACCCAAGUUUUCAGACAUAUCGACAUCGAGGCCGCCAGAGCCACUAUAUUGAUCCGCGACAGCAGAUGCUGCACCUACCAGACUCGCAACGACCCGUGUCUUCCCGUAGCCAUAUGCGAGACUGGAGUCACCAGAGGGACCGCAGCCGAAGCCCUUCGUCUUCCAAAAAGCUGCCACGACCUGACAGUUCGUCGCAGCAGCCUCAGUCCGAAAGCCACAGCAGUUUACCGUCGUCCACGAGCUUGACGAGCGAGGAAUUCGAAGCACUACCGCCCACAGUUCGAAGAAAAUAUUUUUCGACCCUAGAGCGGCUACGCUUUGCCCAGACCUGUUGUGCUGGACAUUCCGAUCACUCCUGCGGCCAUUCCAUAUCGACUUUUGCAAGCGAGGAAGAUAUCUGCGAGCCGGGAUCCAAGUCUGAACUUGCUUCCGACCCCUUCAUCUCUGGAUCCCAUCAGCAAUCGCGCGUUCGAUCGAGUUCCGUUCGACUAUACCCGAAUCAGGCAGAUACGCUUCACGGACGACCUACAGACAACGGAGAGAGACGAUCGAAUACAUCCAAUUCACACCAUAAGAGCAUCAUACUGGAUGCUACCGACGAGGCCUUUGUCAAGAUAAAUAAACGACAAUCACAAUUUCCCAGAGUUAGCAGCCAUCUGGACGAACCCUUCUAUCACGAGUUCCAUCCCGCCAUGAGUAGCUCACCCAACAACGAAUUCACAAGGGCUCUUGCCGUCGAGUCUACACCAGAUUCAAUCAUGGAGAGCUUUCGAUGGCUUGAUGAGAGUGAUGAGUUGGAUCUUCGUUUGGAUGACUACCAGUCGAGCCCCAAACAAGGGAAGAAGAAGCGAAUGGCUUUUCCUCGCCACCUUUCUAUCUCAAAACUUUCUUUUGGCCGGCCGUCUUCCCAAUUAAGCCGUCCAGCAACCAAGGGAACCAUGGCCUCUCCCGCAUUGAGCGAGCAAUUUGUAGUACCUUCUCUACCAAGCCCCUCUGGCCACUUCCGUCGGAGAUCUAGAGCUCUGUCUCUAAUGUCACCAAAUAAGGCCCAAAUGCCUGAUGACUCGAGCAUGAUUGAUUCAGCUCCAUCUCACUAUCAGGAUCCCGAAGCUCGCAUGAAGCUCCGUGUGUACCUUGCUUCCCCGCACAAGUUUGAUGAGGCUGUUGAAUUUGGGUUUCCAUCUCUCAACGACAUGCAGGGGAAGGAUACCCCUCACGGUCGUUCGUGGUCACGCCAAGAGUUUUAUGACAAGAUGCAUAACUCAGCUGGUGAUGAUGCAGAGUCUCUCAUCAGUGAUCCCACAUCACCCGUCGAAACAGUCUCUCCGAGAACACCGGAGAGCUUGGAUCAGCCACCUGUUGAGCUUUCUCCACGACUACCUCAUGAGGGAGUCUGGCCUUCCAAGGUGGACUACGCCCAGGCGCCUGCGUCGUCCCGCGAGAUGACAUUACGGAUGACACUGACCCGACCUGAUCUUCGAGCCGACGAAGAGCAGAUGUAUGGCUGGCAAAAACCACCAUCAUCUAAGGGGCACGCGCAUGACGGAUCUGCUCAGCCAAGAUCAUAUUCUCGAGCUGCCAACCCCAAAGACGAUAUCGAGAAGCAAUUCGCCAUUAUGGACCAAGAAGCUGCUAAUAAUGAUGGCAAUGUGGUAAAACGCUUCUGGAAUAGAGUCCGCCGGUCAUGA